This is a messenger RNA of Herpailurus yagouaroundi (jaguarundi), 1355 nucleotides long. RefSeq names its product nuclear receptor subfamily 0 group B member 2 (gene NR0B2). The record is from RefSeq and is a predicted model, not a curated record. Lineage: Eukaryota; Metazoa; Chordata; Mammalia; Carnivora; Felidae. Gene Ontology annotation, molecular function: transcription factor binding; transcription corepressor activity. Gene Ontology annotation, biological process: circadian rhythm; negative regulation of transcription by RNA polymerase II. Gene Ontology annotation, cellular component: nucleus; cytoplasm.
UCAAGGUUGUCAGGCUGUUCCCCCCUCCCUCCCGCUGGGGUUAUAAGUAGCACCCACAGCCAGAGCAGAGGGCGGGAGAGCUGGGAGGAAGGAGGAGCAGAUCCCCAACCAUGAGUUCGAGCCAGCCGGGGACCUGCUCGUGUCGGGGUGCUGCAGGCCGCCCGGCCAUUCUGUAUGCACUUCUGAGCCCUAGCCUCAGGGCCAGGCCCUCUGUGCCCCCAGCCCGUAGUCAUUGCCUGUGCAGGCAGCACCGGCCUGUCCGGCUGUGUGCUCCCCAUCGCACCUGCCGGGAAGCCUUGGAUGUUCUGGCCAGAACAGUGGUCUUCCUCAGGAACCUGCCGUCCUUCUGCCAACUGCCCCCCCAGGAUCAGCAGCGGCUGCUGCGGGGCUGCUGGGGCCCCCUCUUCCUGCUGGGGUUGGCCCAAGACACUGUGACUUUCGAGGUGGCUGAGGCACCAGUUCCCAGCAUACUCAAGAAGAUCUUGCUGGAGGAGCCCAGCAGCAGCUCAGGCAGCGGCCGGCUGCCAGAUCGACCCCAGCCCUCGCUGGCUGCGGUGCAGUGGCUUCAGUGCUGCCUGGAGUCCUUCUGGAGCCUGCAGCUGGGCCCCAAGGAAUAUGCCUACCUGAAAGAGACCAUCCUCUUCAAUCCUGGUGUGCCGGGCCUCCACGCCUCCUCCCACGUUGGACACCUGCAGCAAAAGGCUCAUCAUGCUCUGUGCAAGGCCCUGGAGACCUGGUGCCCAGCAGGCCAGGGCCGCUUGGCCCGUGUCCUCCUCACAGCCUCCACCCUCAAGUCCAUUCCGCCCAGCCUGCUUGGGGACCUCUUCUUUCGCCCUAUUGUUGGAGACACUGACAUCGCUGGCCUCCUCGAGGACAUGCUUUUGCUGAGCCAACCUGUUCCAGCCCAGGCAGAGAUCAAGUGCUCCCUCUCACCUCAAUGAGCGUCAGAUCACAGCCAGUGAGGAAUAUGAAGCAGUCCAUUCCUAAACUAAAACAGACAAGGUCACUGGAAUUCCUGCAGUUUGGGGUCGCUCACUUCCACCACCCCUGCUGAUGACAGAAGAGGAUAGUCCACUGCUCUCCCAAUGGGAGGGGCAAGGGCAUCUAGGGUUGACCUGGUGCAGCUGCUUGGAGGCCAAGGCUGGCUGAGGAUUAGCUGCCACACCAGAUGUUCAAGUCUAAGACACUUCCAUGGCAGUUAGUUCACAGAUACUGCCCUGAGCUCCCCCCUACCCCCGAGUUCCCUUCCGUGGCCCCCCUGUCCCAGCCCUUCUCCUGGAAUCCAUUCUCAUUGGCCACAACUAGAGGGGCAAUGCUUGGCAUAGCCAUGGCCUUCAGGACCGCUCCAUUCAGUG